Molecule: messenger RNA, 2641 nt
Organism: Bursaphelenchus xylophilus (pine wood nematode)
Lineage: Eukaryota; Metazoa; Nematoda; Chromadorea; Rhabditida; Aphelenchoididae
Source: the annotation of a GenBank genome assembly
AUGGAGAUUGCCCGAGUUUACAGCGAUGUAACGAGGGAUGAUCUCGGAAAGUUCAAUGAGCUCUUGCCAAGUCCGUAUAAACUGUUUCCGGAGCAGUUGGAAAGUGCCGUGAUGGCGUAUCAGUUUGAAAUGAAUGCAAUUUUGGUGAGUUUGGGGAGAUUUUACCAGAUUUGACUAUUUUAUUUUUUAAUUUUAGUCAUAAAAAAAUCGUUUCUUUUUAUCAAACUUUUGGCGAAAUUUAUGUCAUAUUUAAGUUUAUGUGGUAUCAAUAGCUUUAUGAGCAAGCUUGGAUUCAAAAACUGAGUUCGUUUGACAUUUUUUGGCCUUAACCUUACCUUAUACAUUAUAACUUUCCAAGAUUUUCUCCGAAAAAAUUGAAUUUUUGCCAAUCUUUGGCUUUCAAAUUCCGAAGGAUUCUGCAAAUCGCGGGUUAAAAAUUUUGCAAAUUUAUUCCAAAAUUGUUGUCUGAUAUUGUCUCCGGUACCAUAAAAGGCAAUUUUCCACACCUUAGCACUCUGAUUUUUGGUAUUUCCCACCUAAUCUUACCUUAUCUUCAGGGUCCCUCUGGAAGUGGAAAAACGACGAUUUUUUGUUUCCUCGCCAUCUACAACUGGUUCGCCCUCCGGCGAAAGACCCUUCUCUUGACCACUCGUCGCGGCGCAGCCAAUGAAAUCACCCUGCGGAUCGUUCGAAUGUCCAAAUUCCUCCUCGAACUCCCCCAAUUCAGACAUCUGAACAACGAGCGACAAUACAUCUGGUGUAAGUUGGAGAAGGACAGCCUUCUGGAACACAAAGACCCUGAGAUCAGAGACGUCUGUUCGUUUGAUCAUGAACAUCCGGAGCAGAUCACAAUGCUCGUCGCGGUCCUCAAUUUCCUCACCUCGGCACCGGUUCUUCGUUUCAAAUGCGAUCGCAUCGUCAUGGAUGAGGCCUCUUCCGUCUCCACGCUGAAUUUUUAUACGCUUCUGGCUGUGCAGAACAUGGAGAAACGCCAUCUUCCACAACAUUUGACCAUUUUCGGUGAGAUAUUCGGAUUCGAUGAUAUUACACAUGACAUUAUUUACAUGAUUAGUGAUUUUUUUGCUUUUUCAGGCGACCAAUUCCAAUUGAGUGCCCGCUUUUCGAAGGAGACCUUCCUUGGCGACAAAGACGAGAAAGAUUUCGGCUUCGAUGAGUCGGCUUUGGUCCAACUUUUGAAGUGCAAAUUACCGUGCACCCAGAUGAAAAGCACGGUCAGAUCUCCCAAGGCCUUGUGCAAGAUUAUCCAGCCCUUUUAGUGAGUUAAUUUUUGUUCAAUUUCAAUGCGAUUUUUGGUCUGAAAUAUGCAAUUUGUUUUAUUUUUCAAUUAGCAUAAAUUUGCAUAUUUAUGUUAAUUUUUAGAGGGGAAAUUUUGAUUUUUGUGUAAAUAUGCAAAUUUUUUAAUUUUUUUAAUUAGCAUAAAUUGGCAUAUUUUUGCCGUUUUGAUAAUUUUUCUUUUUCUGAAGAGAAAUCUUGAUUUUAUACGACCUUUCGGCAUUUCUUAUUUAAAUAUGCAAAUUUUCGCAAAAUUUUUUAAUUAGCAUAAAUUUGCAUAUUUUUGAUAAUUUUUGUUUUUUGAAGAGAAAUCUUGAUUUUAUACAGAAUUUUUUAUUUAAAUAUGCAAAUUUUUAAUUUUGAAAAAUUUGAAUUUCUGAAUUAUUUUUCGAAUUUUUUGAUUUUUCCCAAUUUUUCAGCGACUACACCAUCUCAGCUGAUCUCACCGCCCUCGCCAGACCGUUGGCCCUUCGUUUCGAUCCUUUCGGCGGCCUUUGUGAUCUUCACCGCAUUGUCCACCCAAAAUUUGUUUCAAUUUUUAUUAAUUUACCCGCCAAAGACGCGAAUGGAAACCAUUUCUGUGCCGCUGACGGAAGACGGGACUCCGAGCCGGACCGAAGAUUGAAUCUCAUCAAUCGACGCAAUAUCCACUAUGCACUCUGCAUUUUUGAUGCGAUUUUGGAGAGGAAUUCGGACAUCUCCAACAAGGAUUGCCUUUAUUUGACGCCGUAUCGGGGUAGGUUGAGAGGAAUUGUGCGUUUUUGGAGAAAAUGUCAGAAAAAGUGGGUAUUAAGAAAUCCAACUUCUGAAAUGCGCAAAUUUUAGUUCAAAAAUGAAUUUUCAGCUCUCUGUAGAUAGUUAUGAUAAUAUUUUUCUCAUUGAAAAAUAACAUUUCCCCUGAGAAAUCGCUUAAAAAUUCACAUUUCUUUUUGAUUUUUUAAAAAAAAUUUUCCGCAAAUUUAUGCAAAUUCCAGUCCAAGAGUCCGAAUUCCACCAUCGACGCAGCAAACCCGGCGCCACUGGCUCUAUUCGCGGCCAAACAAUCGACCGCGCCGUCUCCACCGAAGCUCCUUUUGUGCUCCUCGACCUGGUCCGCACCUCUUCCAAUGGAUUCAUGAAUGGAACCCCCGAGGAAUGGCCGGCUUAUGGGACCGCCCAGAGACUGUUGGUGGCGCUGAGUCGCGCCACUCGCGCUCAGAUCAUCAUUGGAAGUGUGGGGAAUUCGCUGGGCACCCCGUCCAAUCCCAUCGAGAAAUUGGCCGCGUAUCACCGCGAUUCCCGGGAUUCUUUGGUCGGGUAUAUUGAUAUGCCCAGCUCCAGAUUCUCCAGCGACCAUUAUAAGGUCUAA